Messenger RNA from Monodelphis domestica (gray short-tailed opossum), 2603 nucleotides. RefSeq names its product chromosome 1 C9orf43 homolog (gene C1H9orf43). The record is from RefSeq and is a predicted model, not a curated record. Lineage: Eukaryota; Metazoa; Chordata; Mammalia; Didelphimorphia; Didelphidae.
GAUGGGGAGUCACUUAUGAAAGGGCCUGCGGGAUAACUGACCCAGGGCGGGUGAUAAGGGAGGGGUGUACUUUUUAUGACUCCGGCAGGGAAGGAGAAACUACGAACAAUUAUCGAGCCGCCAUGUGUGAAGACGCUGGGUCAUAAAAAGAUGACUAAGACAUUCCUUGCCUGCUUACAAUAUUGUGGGAGACAGGACUUAGCGCAAAGUGAAACUGAGCACCGAAUGCCCAUGUGUGAACUAGAAAACAAAUGCAGGGGGCAUUCGGUGAAGAGUUAAGAACCAAGUAGGAUGGAGUCCAAGGUAGGAGUCAAAAGGGCGUUGGAAAAGAUUUUGGAAAGGGCACGGCUGGUGAGAAAUAUAAUAGCAGACCAAAAGGGUCAGGGAGAGAAGCCAUCUCUUUCUCUUUAAGACACACAAGUUUUUCAAGGAGACAGGGUUGAAUGAGGUAAAUGGUUUAUGUAGAAUAGCAGAGGAUAUGUCUGGAUAGUAAGUUAGGGCCACAUUUAUGGAAGAUCCUAAAAGCCGGUAUAAAGUUUGGCCCUGCUAAAAAAGGCAACACAGCCAUCACAAACUCCCACUGAAAACGGUCCAUGUACAGAUCAAGAAGGAAAAUCAGCUGAGAGACAAAUGCAAUAAUUGAGGUGUGACAGAACAAGCACUCCAAGAAUCAUAGAAUCUUAGAUGCUGGCUAGUCCAACCUCUCACCUAAUUAAGGAAACUUCUAAUAUCCAAGUUAUCUGAAAAAUACGAUUCAAGUCACUAAGAAAUGCAAGUUAAAGCAGCUUUUAAAUUCUUCCUCACACCUACCUCGUGGCAAUGAUGACAGAUGUUGGGAGGAUUGUAGGAAAACAGCCACAAUAAUGCAAUGGCCAAUGAUCUUGAGGUUGGUUUUAAUGUUAAACCUCUGAUAAAUAUCAGAUUAGCAGAUAUCAGUCAAUUGGACGAGACCACCUGUGAUCAAGCUAUUUGCCAACAUCCACACUGUUGGGAAACGAUCCGAAGGCUUCAGAGGGGCCAUCCUCGAAUUCUUGAACCACUUUCCACAACUCCCAAGAAAAGUGAUGGUGAAUUAGAUGAACUGCCAACUCUUAAAGUGGUGGACUUAGUUCUACCAGAUUCUUCUAUUUUGGCCAAGAGAAUCAACAGACCUUUCUUCCGGUAUUCUGGUGAAUGUUCUAAGUUUGACUCGCAUUUACAAAGCAGUUUCAGAGGAUCCCAUUUGUUGGGAUUCAAGCCUCUGAAAGACUUCCCGGGUCAGAGGUUUGACCAUAAGCAUCGAAAACCUGCCAAACUUCCAGUCCUGAAUUUGAAUGCAUCUCUGCCAAAAUGUCCAGAUGUUGGGAAUCUGGUUAUGGUAUGGAUGCCAAAUGAACAAGGGGAACACAAGAAACCUGACCAGAAUUUGUUUGGACCAAGCCUGGAUAAGAAGCCAGUUGUUUCCUUGAAGACCAACAGAAUUAUUCCAUGCGAGGAGUGGAUCAGUGAAACAGCAGAUCAGAAGAAAAAGAAAUCAUCACAAGUCCCUACUGGUGGGCAGCCCUGUUCUUCCCAGUUGAUACAUCGAUGGCUUAAGGUGCCUCCACCAUCUCCAGUCACUCCACCUUCAUAUCCACAUCUGGAAUCCUUGCCAUCCUGGGGCUAUGUAUUUCCCAAGCAUGAAUUAAUGAGUUCUUUGUCUGAGGAAGACAAAGCAUUUGCUCCUUCAAAUAUAGAUCAAUUGGACAGAACGAAUGAAAAGAACCUUUGUCAGGAGCGUCAGUUCUCUAAGACAAAGCUGAUAUUAGAUGUGCACAGAAUAAACCUUCAGAGUCCAGUGUUGAAUUAUCCAGCAAGUAUAAAAGUAUCACCUCCCAGAAGGCCCAAAUCAACUCCUGAGGUGAAGAGAAAAGGUCUCAAGACUCCAGUGCAGAAAAUUAACAAAGCUUACAGAAAGUCAAGUCGAAAGAGUACGAAACCACACACUUCAGAGAGGGAGUCCAAAGGAGAAUCAAAGAAGAGCAAGGAACUUCUGGAGUUACAUCAGAUUUUAAUCAAUGACAGCUUUCUGCCUCAAAGACAGUCCAUGGAAGAGAAGAUUGAAGAUACUGAUCCUGUCCAGUCACAACUGUUUGAGUUCAAAGCUUGGGGAGUGAGAUCAAAGAAAAAGAAGGGUUCCUCAAGAAAGAAAAAGCGCUCCAGGGAGGAAUCUCUAGAGCCCAUACAAAUCCCUCAACUCCAUAUAGAUUCUGAUGAGCAAGAGGCUGUGCCACUCACCCCACCAUCAAGCCGAGAGCCAGAAUAGGAUAUUGAAGAUGUCAGUGAUAUUGGCCAGCUCUAUGCACGAGGGUAGUCAGCCCUCUCAGGAUAAGGUUGACUCCUCUGCUUUCUCUGUGGGAAAGGGAGUUAGUUUCCCUUUUCUCUGAAGCCCUUAUGCAGGCCUGUGGGAGAUAGUUUACCUUAUCUCCCAUCCACCUGUUUCUGGUAGGCAAGGUGGCAAGGUAUUAAAAGGGCAGGGGAUUGAGAAAAGGUUCCUCAGCCUAGGAAGGUUGUUAAUCAAAUCUGGAUUGUUGAUUGGGAGUGGUUCUGACUUAAUAAUUAAAAUAGCCAUUUUUCAGGCAGAA